AUGUCACAAGACCUACAAGUCAAUCUAUCCAAUGGCGAGACCCACACCAUAAGCAAGGUCUUCUACUACGCUAAACCAACCUCGGACACCAUCCAGUUCUUCUCGGCAGUACACAGAGGAUCAUGCCAGGAAACUACGAAUGCAGGACUAACAUUGGCAGCGCAAGUGGAAAAGAAGAUAACAGAGAGCGGAAGGUACGCUCCUCAUGAAGAAUCAGCUAAAUAUUUCGCAAAACAGAUGAUCUCGACCUCUCUGGACCAAUUGAUCGAGAUGAGCCAAAAUGUCAGAGCUCCUGUGCUCAUUUUAGCUGCUGAUUCAUCCGAGGUGGAGGAGUCGAUGGACACCAUCAGAGAUGCUGGCGUGUACGUUUCACCUGCUAGCGACGUGUCAGAAGAGAAAUUACGGGAAAUGGAUGACUUCGCGCAAGAGUUGAAGAAACCCGAACAUAUCUGGAUAUGUUCAGCAACUCAAGCGGCAACAGAAGUAUAUCCUGGUAUGAACAUCGUGUCGAUGGACUGGGAGAACUUCAAGGAGUUGGAAAGACAUGGAUUGAUCACACAAUUCAGUAAGGAACAAUCGCUCAAGGAUAGGUUGAGAAGUUGGAAACUGCCACUCAUUGUGGCAGCUACAGCAGCUGUGUUGAGACCAUAA
Molecule: messenger RNA, 651 nt
Organism: Kwoniella mangroviensis CBS 8507
Lineage: Eukaryota; Fungi; Basidiomycota; Tremellomycetes; Tremellales; Cryptococcaceae
Exons: 3
Coding region: 1-651 (216 amino acids)
Source: RefSeq, a predicted model, not a curated record